AUGGCCGAUCCUGUGCACGACGGCUGCGUCCAGGCCGACGGGACGAGGCUGGUCCUCAAGAACGGCUUUCUGGAGGUAGUGGACUUCGAGCCCGGGCUCCGCCGCAGCAAGAGCGAGAGCAGCAUCAGGAGUUCCUGCAGGAGCUCCUGCAACGGGAGCCUCGCGCCCGUGGAUGCGGCCAAGGACAGCGCAGCGGGGAGGCCGCCUACGUGCGCGGACGACGGCCAAGUGUGGAGCGCCACCGCCAGCGUCCACAGCCACGAGUCCUUCUCGGAGCAUCAUUCGGUCACAUCUGACAGCAACAGCCAUUACCCCCCGUGGGGGGAGCUUGACGACGGCAGCCAGUGCAAGAGCAGCGGGUACGGAUUCAGCGACGGCAGCCAGUACGAGAGCAGCGGGUUCUCCUCCCACGCGUCGGUCAGCUCCCAUUCCGAGAGCUACAAUCUUCGGCGUGUGGAGGAGAGCGAGGACCUUGAGCCGCAGGAUGCCGAAUUGCUGAAGGCCAACGAGGCUCAGCACGCCGCUGGGACUUGCAAACCGUGUCUCUACCACAGGACGAAGGCCGGCUGCGCGAACGGCCGUGCGUGCAUGUUCUGCCACCAGCCGCACGCGACCAAGCGCCGGGCGCGGCCGAGCAAGGCCGAGAGGAUGCACUGCAAGCAGCUGGUCGCGGCGCUGGACGGCCAGAGCGACGGCGUGGGGCUGCUCGACGAGAGCAACCCGAGCCAGUACAUGCUCAGCAUCCUAAGGGCCCGGGAGCGGCAGCAGGGCGCGCCGCAGGCGGAGCCGAGCGCGGGCUCGGCGCGGGCCGCGCCAGGCGAGAGGCCGAGGCGCCGCGCGAGCUGA
Prorocentrum cordatum is the source of this 846-nucleotide messenger RNA. The record is from the annotation of a GenBank genome assembly. Lineage: Eukaryota; Dinophyceae; Prorocentrales; Prorocentraceae.